Messenger RNA from Mucor velutinosus, 435 nucleotides. It is a transcript of the gene GLO3, whose product is annotated as ADP-ribosylation factor GTPase activating protein, ER-Golgi transport. Gene Ontology annotation, molecular function: ATPase activator activity; ferrous iron binding. The coding region runs from base 1 to 435 and encodes 144 amino acids. NCBI's taxonomy places the organism in Eukaryota, Fungi, Mucoromycota, Mucoromycetes, Mucorales, Mucoraceae. Gene Ontology annotation, biological process: positive regulation of ATP-dependent activity. The transcript has 3 exons. The record is from RefSeq and is a predicted model, not a curated record.
AUGUCAACCCACUACGAAGUAUUGCAAGUGAGCGAAAUUGCCUCUCUAGACACUAUUAAACAAAGAUUUCAACAACUGAUUCUUCAACAUCAUCCUGAUAAACGCACAAACAACAAUGAUGACACUCAGGCACACAAUAUUCUGAAGGCAUGGGAGGUGCUGAGAAACCCUACAAGCCGCAAAAACUAUGACAUUGAACUCCAAAGUGAGAGAAACAAAGAAAAUAUCGCCAUUGGAGCCGAAGUUGAUUUAGAUGAUAUGGAAUACGACCAAGACGAGAAAUCCUUCUCACUUGUGUGCCGCUGCUCAGGAGAAUAUGUGAUUAAAGAGGAUGAAUUAGAGGCCGGCAUUGAUGUAGUUGGAUGCAACAACUGUUCUCUACGAAUUCGAGUGCUAUACGAUGUAGUAGAAGAAGACGAAGAAGAGGACAAUUGA